Fulvia fulva is the source of this 576-nucleotide messenger RNA. RefSeq lists its product as uncharacterized. Gene Ontology annotation, cellular component: mitochondrion. The transcript has 3 exons. Lineage: Eukaryota; Fungi; Ascomycota; Dothideomycetes; Mycosphaerellales; Mycosphaerellaceae. The coding region runs from base 1 to 576 and encodes 191 amino acids. The record is from RefSeq and is a predicted model, not a curated record.
AUGGCGAGCCUCCGAUCAGCGCUGCGUGCGGCGCCUCGAGCCCAAUUCGUCCGCCCAGCGACCGUCUCACGAUUCGCACCACGCAGCUAUGCUACAGUAGCUCCCAAUCCAGCCACGGACAGCAAGUCGCCAGCACAGGUAGAGCAAGCACAAGAGGAUGUGACGCUUCUUGGUGGUCAGGGUGUAGACCCAAACAUGAACGGCAACUACCCAGACCCAUCGCAAACAUCCGCCCUUCCCCUCAAGCGCCAGUUCCGUGACCCAUACGCAGACUGGUGGGACAAGCAAGAACGACGAAACUACGGCGAGCCCGUACACGAGGACAACGAUAUUCUCGGAAUCUUCACACCAGAGGAGUAUACACAUUUCAAGCCAGCUUGGGGUGGAGUCCUAGUUGGCGCAUUCGUAGCCUCAGUCGGCGUACUCUGCGCAGUUGUCUACAGAUAUUACCCAGACAAACCAUCAGUCUCACGGACAUUCCCAGACGGGCUGGAGGCAGAGCUCGGUGGUCCACUAGCGAGACCUGCGCGCAAGGAUAACGAGGGUCCUGCUCCGCUUGACAGAUCUGUGGUAUAG